UUCAGUGAUUUGUAUGUAGGCUCUGAGAUCCUAAAAUCUGAAUGAUAUAAAGAAUACAUUUCAGCUGCACUUGGAAACCCUUUAAAAAGCUCUUAUAGAUAUUGCUUUCUAGUUUAUUUCUGAAGUUUUUAGAUUUAGACUCCAAACACGGAAAAAUGAAUGACUUCACAGCUGAUGGUUCUUUCAUGUUCACGUCAGAGUCAGUGGGAGAAGGGCAUCCAGACAAGAUAUGUGACCAGAUCAGCGAUGCUGUCCUUGAUGCACAUUUGAAGCAGGACCCUAAUGCCAAAGUGGCCUGCGAAACUGCUGUCAAGACCGGUAUGGUGCUUCUGUGUGGUGAGAUCACAUCCAAGGCCAAUGUGGACUACCAGAAAGUUGUGAGGGAUGCCAUCAAACACAUUGGUUAUGAUAACUCUGAUAAAGGUUUUGACUAUAAGACCUGCAAUGUACUGGUGGCUCUUGAGCAGCAAUCUCCUGAUAUUGCAAAGGGUGUACACAUUGAUCGGAAGGAAGAGGACAUUGGAGCUGGAGACCAGGGUCUGAUGUUUGGUUAUGCCACUGAUGAGACAGAGGAAUGCAUGCCUCUAAGCAUUGUCCUUGCCCACAAACUUAAUGCCAAGAUGGCUGAACUGCGUCGUGCUGGCACUAUUCCUUGGCUCCGUCCAGAUUCCAAAACACAGGUGACUGUAAUUUACAAGGAAGAGAAGGGAGCCAUGAUUCCUCUGCGCGUGCACACUGUGGUCAUUUCAGUCCAGCAUGAUGAUGUCAUCUCACUGGAGGAGCAGAGGAAGAUUCUGAAGGAGAAGGUCAUCAAGGCUGUAGUUCCAGCUAAGUAUCUCGAUGACAAGACCAUAUACCAUCUACAGCCCAGUGGCCGCUUUGUCAUUGGAGGACCUCAGGGGGAUGCUGGACUCACUGGGAGAAAGAUCAUUGUGGAUACAUAUGGUGGAUGGGGUGCCCAUGGGGGUGGAGCCUUCUCUGGAAAGGACUGCACCAAGGUGGACCGGUCUGGAGCUUAUGCUGCACGCUGGGUGGCCAAGUCUCUGGUUAAAGCUAAACUUUGCAAGAGAGUUCUGGUACAGGUGUCUUAUGCUAUUGGAGUGAGUCACCCACUGUCUAUCUCACUCUUUACCUAUGGUUCAUCUGAGAAGACAGAGAAAGAACUGCUUCAAAUUGUUAACAAAAACUUUGACCUUCGGCCUGGUGUUAUUGUUAGGGACCUGAAUCUGAAGAGACCCAUUUACCAGGAGACUGCCUGCUAUGGUCACUUUGGCCGGUCUGGAUUUACCUGGGAAGUUCCCAAGAUCCUGGAAUUUUAAGCUGAGCAAGGCUCAAGAGAUGCUUCCAGAGCACAACCAGAAAAAGAAAGAAAAGCCAUGUAAAUCAUAUAACACUCCCAUGGGUGCUGAACCAAAAGUAGUAUAUGUUGUGGCACAUUAAAUGAAUGGAAUGAUCCAAACACCAAAAUAAGCUCCCAAUGAGAAGUUUCUGGCCAAAGUGAUGUUUCAAGUCUCUGGACUCUUCCUCAGACUUAUAGGGUUAACAGAGAGUCACCAAUAUUAAUAUAAAAAUAUAUAUAGACAUAGACACAUUCCAAUAAAA
Molecule: messenger RNA, 1602 nt
Organism: Neoarius graeffei (lesser salmon catfish)
Lineage: Eukaryota; Metazoa; Chordata; Actinopteri; Siluriformes; Ariidae
Gene: mat1a
Product: methionine adenosyltransferase 1A
Exons: 9
Coding region: 156-1319 (387 amino acids)
Biological process (GO): S-adenosylmethionine biosynthetic process
Cellular component (GO): cytosol
Molecular function (GO): ATP binding; methionine adenosyltransferase activity
Source: RefSeq, a predicted model, not a curated record